Xyrauchen texanus (razorback sucker) is the source of this 1796-nucleotide messenger RNA. RefSeq lists its product as uncharacterized. The record is from RefSeq and is a predicted model, not a curated record. NCBI's taxonomy places the organism in Eukaryota, Metazoa, Chordata, Actinopteri, Cypriniformes, Catostomidae. The coding region runs from base 176 to 1126 and encodes 316 amino acids. The transcript has 10 exons.
UUCAUGUAGUACAUGAAAAAUCAGUGUGUCCAUACCUCUAAGAAGACAGUACCUAUGAAGAAAAUACAUUCUGUUCAUCCAUCUGUCUGUGGUAAAGUUUAAUGUGAAGUGAGACCUUAAAACUUGAAGAGGCUCAUCAGAAGAGGCUCAUCUCAUUGUGUCACUGACAGAAGACAUGAAGCAAAUUGUCUUCAUGUUUCUUCUGCUCUACUGGAACACACAAUCAGCUCAGAGUGAAAUAUUCAAUCAGAGUGUCGCUGAGGGAAGUGAUGCAUUCCUCUACUGUGAACACAAGGGGAAAGUGGUAUGGAGUAAAGCCAGAGAUGGACAAAGACAGACUAUUCUCACUAAAGAAGAAAAUGGAGAGAUAGUGAAAUACAUUGAUGAUCCACACAACCGUUAUAGUGUAUUGAGUGAUCUCUCACUACACAUAAAUAAAGUUUCACUCUCAGAUUCUGGAAUUUACUACUGUAAUAAUAUUACUGUGAAUCUGAUAGUAACAGCAUCAGUGACCCCCAAAUCUACAGUGAGUUCACAAAGUGGCCAUGUCAAAGAAUCCACGAGCACUCAAUCUAACCCCCACCCAAAAUUCACCUCAACAGUGACCCCCAAAUCUACAUUGAGUUCACGAAGUGGCCGUGUCAAAGAAUCCACGAGCACUCAACCUAACACCCAGCCAAAAUUCACCUCAACAGUGAUCCCCAAAUCUACAGUGAGUUCACAAAGUGUCAGUGUCAAAGAAUCCACGAGCACUCAAUCAAACACCCAGCCAAAAUUCCCCUCAACAGGUUCCAUUGGUGUUAUCGUGGCAGUCUGUGGAGUUGUGUUUGUGGCCCUCAUACUCUUGAUACUGGCAUGUAUCAAAAGGAAAGCUGCCAUUACUAACAAAAAGAAGGAGAAUAUAUAUGAGACUGUAGAUGAUGGUGAUUCUACAGCACAACCUGCAGUUCCCCCACAAAAGCAAAAUGACAUCAUAUAUUACUUGGCUGGAGACCCUAAUAUAGUUCAUCUUGGUCAAAGCAAGGAGAUUGCUGAUCACACAUAUACUUUGAUAUCAGAGUCAAAGUCAAAGGAGAAUCUCACUGACCAAGCACAGGAUGAGACUUUGUACUCCACAAUCAAAUAAUUUAAAGUGAUUCUGGAACAAAAAUGGCAGAAUAGAUUAUGAUUAUACUGAUAAAUAGAUUGGAAAAGUAUAAGAAUAAUGUACUAUGAUGGCAAUAUUUGUUUAUAGCUUUGAUUUUUAAUAUUGUAAUAAUUUAUUCACAGUUGCAAGUAAAAGUUUGGAAUUACAUGGAAUUCUGCAUUGAUUACAAAUAAAAUGUGGUCUGAUCUUCUAAGUCACAUUUAUACAUAGACAAACCCGAUUCAGAUUUUCAUUAGAAAUUAACUUGAGUUAAAAGUACACACUUUAAAAAAGAUUUAAAAUGUGCAGGCGCGAGGCGAUCCUAUGGCGAAGACAGUGGUUGUGUCCAAAAUGAUUCACUUAUUCACUAUUUCCUAUAUUGUGAAUGACAGUUAGUGCACUGUAUCUCAGCAGUGAGUGAAUAAAAUGAGUGAGUGAAUUCGGACGCUGACGUAUACACAGAGUGUCGGAGCUCUGGGACUGUCACAGAAACAGCAUCACAUAUGCACUUUUAAAAUACUUGGGUCUUACUGGUAAUUCUUAUUAAAUUAUAUAUUAAUACAAUUAAUCUUCAUUCUGUUAGUCAUUUUUAAUAUAUACUGUAUGUUAAUAUAAAGAGUAAUCACAUUUUAUCAAAUAAAGAAUACAUUUUAAAAUGUAUCUGUUUAUA